UGACGCAUGGCGGGAAAUUAGUAACAGACUACACUUCCCGCCAUAUUUUUUUUUAGAGGGUCCGUGUCUCGGCUGAAUUACUGCCAUGCCCGGCCUGCUGGAGAGCUGCUCCCUUCACCUGGGCACCUCGGACCUGUACCAGGCGCUGGGGGUGCGCAAGGAAGCGUCUGAGGCCGAGGUCCGCCGUGGGUACCAUAAGGCGUCCCUCAAAGUGCACCCGGACCGAGUGCCAGAGCCCGACAAGGAGGCAGCUACUGCCAAGUUCCAGGUUCUUGGGAAAGUGUACGCCGUUCUCAGUGACAAGGAGCAACGUACUUUGUAUGAUGAGCAAGGAAUUGUUGAUGACGAAUCGGAAUCGGUCAGCAAAGAUCGUAAUUGGGAAGAGUAUUGGCGACUGCUCUUCAAAAAGCUAACUGUAGAAGAUAUCAAGGCAUUUGAGGAAAAGUAUAAGGAGUCAGAAGAAGAGAAAGCUGAUGUCAUACAGGCGUAUAUGGACUUUGAAGGAGACAUGGAUAGCAUUAUGGAGUCUGUGCUUUGCGUCACACAUGAAGAUGAGCCAAGGAUACGAGAGAUUAUUAAUCAAGCCAUAAAAUCGAAAGAGGUUCCCUCUUAUAAUACUUUUGUUAAGGAGUCAAAAAAGAAACGUGAACAACGUGGUAAAAGGGCACAUGAAGAAGCCAAAGAAGCUGAAGAAAUGAAAAAAGAAUUUGGCCUUGGUGAGGGAGAAGAUGAUCUGAAGGCCCUGAUUCAAAGGCGACAGAAGGAUCGUGAAAAAGAAAUGGACAGUUUCUUAGCUAACAUGGAAGCAAAAUACUGUAACAAUCCUAAAAAAGGAGGGAAAAAAGCUGCUGCUCCAAAGCGAGGGAAGAAGUGAACUUUUGAUGCCUCACUACUGAAUAGACCAUUUUUUUGAACUUGCAGAUUAGUUUUUCUCUUAAGCAGUGAGGGUUUUUUGACUGAACAUUUUCUCCUCUGUAUCUCAACAGAAACACACCCAUUAUAGAGGAAAUAUUUUACAGUUAUUUUCACAUUGUUUGUGAAGCUGGUGAACCGCAAUCCAUAGAAGUACUGUUUAGCUUGAGAUAAAGCGGCUGGAACUUAUUACAGCCCCUGAGAUUACCCGCUCUGAUGCUUGUUCCACUCCAUAAUGUCUGUUGCUGUGCAGUUUGCAGUUGAUUGAGCAGAGUAAACACAAACAUCAGUGUAGACUGUUAAGAGCCAUUGUCAUCACUGUGAUCUACAGAUGGGGCAUCUACACCCCCUAGAAUAUUUGGUGGGACCCUAACAAUCUGUACAUUGGUAUCUGGUAUUUAUUAGGUAUUUCUGUUCCACUUUUGUGGUUAUGGUGUGUUUAUUCUCAAUAUUUGGAGAUGUGAUUGUAAAGAAUUUUAAUUAAUUUCUCAUGCUCUUUGUAACGCUCUUCCCAGUUAACCUGUUGCCCAAGAUUACUAGUCUUGUUUACUUAAUUUUCCAGAAAUUAAACACGAGGAGCAAGAUCUGUGACUAGAUAACCACUGCAUUUGGUAGAAUAUUAAACAAGUUUCAUGCA
Molecule: messenger RNA, 1549 nt
Organism: Bombina bombina (fire-bellied toad)
Lineage: Eukaryota; Metazoa; Chordata; Amphibia; Anura; Bombinatoridae
Gene: DNAJC9
Product: DnaJ heat shock protein family (Hsp40) member C9
Exons: 5
Coding region: 86-874 (262 amino acids)
Cellular component (GO): nucleus; cytoplasm
Molecular function (GO): heat shock protein binding
Source: RefSeq, a predicted model, not a curated record